UCACCGGAGACAUCCAUGGGAGACAUGCUGCUCCAGGCUGGGCUGCUGCUGGACGACCCGGCGGGACGCGCCGCCCUCAGCUCGCCCGCACACGGCCCCUCCGAGGGCCGCAGCGUCAUCUGAAGCGAUGCAGGUGUCCAUGGAGGUGGGAAGCAGCACCAGCAGCUCUGAUGCUUCCGUGGUGCAGGUGUGCUUCCCCAGUGCUCAGGCCUCCGUGUUGGACAGUUUGAACCGGCAGAGGGAGGACGGCAGUCUCUGCGAUCUCUCUAUCCACGUCCAGGGGCACGUGUUCAAGGCCCACCGCUGCGUCCUGGCCGCGUCCUCGCCGUACUUCCAUGACCAGGUUCUGCUGAAGAACAUGUCCACCGUCUCCAUCCCGGCGGUGAUGGACCCGCUGGCCUUCGAGAGCGUGCUGAGCUGCGCCUACACCGGCCAGCUCCGGAUGGUGCGCGAGGACAUCGUCAACUACCUCACGGUGGGCAGCGUCCUGCAGAUGUGGCACAUCGUGGACAAAUGCACGGAGCUGCUGAAGGAGGGCCGGGCUGCGGCUGCAGGAGGCAGCGGCGGGGGAGGAGCCGCUCAGGACGGAGCCGCCGGGGACGCAGGGACGGCCAACCCCGGGUGCAGCAGCAGCAACCUCGACGGAGGUCCAGUUCACAGAGCAGGUGGGGGCAGCCAAGGCCAGAUCGCAGAGUCCGACGAGCCCCAGCGAGCCUGUCAGCCGCCGAGUCGGCCGUCGGUGAGCGAGAGCCAGUCCCCCAGCAGCACCAACUACUUCAGCCCCAGAGACGGGAGCAGCUUCGGAGGAGGUGGAGCAGCCGCAGCGGCGCCUUCGCUGGAUGGAGGCAGAGCCAGCAACACCCCGAGCUACUGCACGCCGUCGGGGGGAGAGGAGCCCUUCCUUAUUGAGGAGGAGGAAGUGGAGGAGGAAGAGGAGGAGGCUUUAUACCAGCAAAGGAAGAGAGGAGGAAGAGGAGGAGGAGGAGGAGGCAGCAGGAGGAGGAAGAAAACAAACUCAAUGUUGGAGCAGGAGUUCGGCGUCAGCGACAGCUUCGGGGUGUCGUCGUAUCAGGACGGGGAGGAGUCAACGUUGCCGCCGCAGAAACGCCCCACCUACAGCCAGCCCAGCAUCAUGCCGCGCAAACAGUGGGUGGUGGUGAAAACGGAGCGCACGGAGGACGACGACCUGAUCGUGGUGUCCGGGGAGGAGGGAGGAGAAGAGGAGGAGGACGACGAUGACAGGGAGCUGGAGCUGGAACCAGAGAGGGAGAGGGGCAACUUCAACAUCUCUAACGUCAGGAGCCUCUCGGCCGAGCUGGGGCCCCGAGCUGAGAGCGACAUGGACCCCCAGCAGGUGGACUGCUGCCAGUCUUCGGAGGACUACCUCAAGUUUGAAGGCAGUUUGAUGGAGCAGACGUUGGCUCAGCACCUCCACGACAGCGUUGCAGGUGCGACCCAGAGCUCCAACCGCGCCGUGUCUGCGCUGCUGGGCCAGGUCCAGACCAGCGCUUCGGCCCGGGCCCAGCUCUUCCCCCUGGACAUGCAGGGGAACCAGAUCCUCCUCUACGGCCAGGCCUCCGGACUCUCCCUGGACGCCGCGCCGCCUCCGCUGGGAGUGGCGGGGCCCGUGAUGGGAGGGGCUCCCUACAAAGGUCCCGGUCUGGAGCACGGGGCCGUCCACCUGCAGGGGGGUCUGGGGGUGGACGGCUCCGACGGCGGGGGGAUGGGAGGGGGCUGCGGCGGCCCCGGGGGCUCGGCCAAGGUGUUCAUGUGCCACUGCGGGAAGUCGUUCACGCACAAGAGCAUGAGGGACCGGCACAUCAACAUGCACCUGGACCUGCGGCCCUUCCACUGCCCCGUCUGCGCCAAGAAGUUCAAGAUGAAGCACCACCUCACGGAGCACAUGAAGACGCACACCGGCCUCAAGCCGUACGACUGCCUCAGCUGCGGCAAGAAGUUCAUGUGGCGCGACAGCUUCAUGCGGCACCGCUCCCACUGCGAGAGGCGCGGCGGGCCGGGGGAGGCCGGCGAGGCCGGGAGCAGCGGAGACGGGGGGAGGCGGGGCGGGGCCGAGGACGGCCAGGAUCUGAUGUCCUCCCCUCACCUCCUGCUGGCUGCGGCGGAGGGGGCGCCGGCCGGUUUCCUGGGAGGAGGGACGAGGGGCGGGGUCUCCGUUUCUGCCCCUCAUCUCUCUGGUGCUGUUACAUCAGUGCAGCACGCCGCCGCCGCCUCCGCGCCGGGAAGCGGCCGCAGCAACAGCGCCACCAUGGCUGCUGCGGGGGCCUUGCUGGGGGGGGUCUCUCAGAGUCCGGGUCAGGACGAGGCCUCCGGGAUGUUCGGAGGGCUCGCGCUGGCUCGAGGCGUGUGCCACGAGGACGUGUGUGAAGUCAGUGCCGACGAAAGUAGCGUGACUUAAACCAAAGUUGUCUCACAAUCCAACGGGUGCCUCCCUCCGAGCGCCUCUUCUGAUUCCUGCUGCUGUUCUGUAAAUAUUUGUACAUAGUUUUAAACGUGGAAGAGGUGCGGGACUGUUCGGAGGGACUUUCAGCCGGAGGGAACCUUCCUGAGAAGAUUGAAGGUCGAGACUCGAAGGACCUGCAGGUUCUUCGAUCCGAGUUACCCAUCACAACAUAAAAAGAGUUUAAAAGUGGCCUCACGAAAACGGACCUGCUGUCUCUGAGUAAGCUACGGUUUUAAAUGUCUGAGAUUGUUAUUAAAGUUUAUUUUUGCUGUUUCUGUGGGAGAAUGUACAUUUCUUAAGGGGAAGCCAAAAAUGAAAAGACACUGCCUCGCUAACUUGUACCGUCUGUGGGAACACAGUCAGUAGAGUAGAGAAACCACUUCUAACUCGCUGUGACUUUCUGCAGUCUUGUAUCGUGACCUUUGCUGUUAUCACAUAGAAAAUAACACAAAUCUGCAAUUUAUUUAGUUUUUUAACAGGAAAAAGGAUAUGAACAAAUUUCAGAUGUGAAACUUUCUUUAACUGCCGUUUAAGUUUGUUUCUGUGUUUUUGUCCCUCAUGCUCAUAGUAUGAAUCCACCUCCACAGAAACAAAAACCCUGAUAGUUUUAUAGCCGUUUUCACAUUUUCUCAUUAUUAUUCAGAAAAGUAUGUUUUCGGUAUUAUUAUUAUUAUUAUUGUAAAUAUAAAUAAAUAUAUGUGAGUCAGUCAUCAGGCUUGAGACUUAAUUUUAUUAUAACAGUUUUUAAUGGGUUGUGGAGGAAGUAUUUGACCCCCCCUCCCCACCCCCCAAAAAAAAAGAACCACAGGGCAUCAAA
Cololabis saira (Pacific saury) is the source of this 3278-nucleotide messenger RNA. RefSeq names its product zinc finger and BTB domain containing 22b (gene zbtb22b). The coding region runs from base 128 to 2416 and encodes 762 amino acids. The transcript has 6 exons. Gene Ontology annotation, biological process: regulation of transcription by RNA polymerase II. Gene Ontology annotation, molecular function: DNA-binding transcription factor activity, RNA polymerase II-specific; RNA polymerase II cis-regulatory region sequence-specific DNA binding; protein binding. Lineage: Eukaryota; Metazoa; Chordata; Actinopteri; Beloniformes; Belonidae. The record is from RefSeq and is a predicted model, not a curated record.